GUCCCGCUCAUUUGAUCGCAUUCUGAAGUUAGGGUUUUAAUCUCACCUUCAUGGACAGAGAAAUAUCAGAAUGGAUCCUCGAAUUUAUUAUCAGAGAACUAAACGAAGAUCGUCUGUUGAAUGCUUUACUUUCUGUUCUUCCUUUACCAGGCUACAGUCCCCGCCUGAUGAAAACAAUACUGUUGAGGAGAAUCCUUUCGGAAAUCUCAACUGGUUUGGUCUCAGAAAGGACUCUGGAAUCUCUGGAAAUGAUUGAAGAGUUAGAUUUCGGAGAGGGAGAAGCAGUUUUGGAUUCGAUGAAAGCGGCUUAUUGUGCGGUGGCAGUGGAUUGCACGGCUAGGUUCCUGAGAGAGAAAUUGGACAGGGAUGAUGCAGUUAAGAAGAUUUGGACUCUUGGGAUUGAUCCGAUGGAAAAAUCGGAGAAUGUUGGUUUGGUUUCGGAUCUGUUGAAGGAUUGGAGGGAACAAAUUGAGACAGCGACAUUUGAUGAAAAUGUCCGUGAGAAGAUUUUGAUGAAAGACACUCGCGGUGAUGCUCUUAAAUUGGUCAGAGAUUACUUAGAAGAGGCUUGGAAAGCCAUGGGCCCUUCAUUUCUGGAGUUUGUCUAUCAAAUGAUAUAUGAGGGGGAGGAAGGAGGGCUAAGUAUGGAUUGUCCUUCGACCGACAAUGAAAUUGGAGAGGAAGCUGUGGGUUUAGCUGACGUGCCUAAGGGGUUGAAGGACGAUAAUGGAGUUGCAUCUGGAGAUAAUUGUAGCAAUAUGCUUGUAGAUUCUGCGGAGAACAACCAGGAAGCGAUGCUUCAAUCUUCGAAAUUAGAAAAAGCUGGGGACGGGAUAACAGGUAAUAUAUAUGACUGCCUGCCGGCUACUGAAGUUAAUAGAGUUAAGGAAGCGCUUCGAUCGAGCUCUAUGGAACUUCGCGCAUUGGUGAAAGAUCCUCUUCCCCAAGCAUUAGAUUUUGCAACAAGAGUUGUUUCUAAUAUUGAAAAUGAAAAGAAGAAUAUUGAGCCCUUAGAAGAAAACCAAAAUGUGAUGGAUCUGGAACCCAACUGUCUUGUUGAUGAGGAUGUUGGAGCUGUUGAAGCCAAGGAAAAGGUUUGUGGUGGUAGCCAUGCUAGGCAUCAGAAUGAUGUGCAGAGACCGAGCUUAAUGGAAAAGAAUAGUUCUGCCCGUACUUAUGAGUGGGAUGAUGAUUCAAUUUGGGAUUCACCUAAACGUUCUGGGAGAUUUCACCUUCGUAGCCCAAAGAAAAGGCCUGCUUCUCCUUUGAAGAAACUUGAAAUCACUAAAUUUGCUAGAAGGAGACAAAUUAAGAAAUGGAGUUCAUUGGAAGAGGAAACUUUAAGAAAUGGUGUUGAAAAGUAUGGAAGAGGGAAUUGGAAACUCAUCUUAAAUAGCAACCGAGAAAUAUUUACGGAGAGAACUGAGGUUGAUCUAAAGGACAAGUGGCGAAAUAUGAUUAAAUAAUAUUUUACUUAACUUGUUGGAUCCUUAUGAAAGAGGUACAUGCCCACUUCUUGUUUUCAUUUACCCUCCUUUUCUUUUCGUUUAUCAUCUUGUUCCCCCAUAUAUAAUCUUAUGUGCGAGAAAGGGGUUU
Telopea speciosissima is the source of this 1596-nucleotide messenger RNA. RefSeq lists its product as uncharacterized. The transcript is spliced from 5 exons. NCBI's taxonomy places the organism in Eukaryota, Viridiplantae, Streptophyta, Magnoliopsida, Proteales, Proteaceae. The record is from RefSeq and is a predicted model, not a curated record. Bases 51 to 1466 code for a protein of 471 amino acids.